AUGGCCAGAGCAGACGAGUACAAGAGCGAGGAGUCGCAGCCGCUCACGGGAACCACACAACAUAACGCCGACGACGAUGAUGCUCACCCACGUCCCUCCCUCUCCUCGGCCUCGACAACCUCCCUCGUCCUCGAGCACGUCUCAGACAAAGCAGCGAAGGACUACCUCUACAGAGACGGGCCAGAGUCGUCCCUCGACAUAGAAGACCAACUAGCCUGGAAACGACAACAGAAACCAUCAGACAGCAAGACUCGGCGUAUCUUCUACAUCCUCCUGGCCAUUGGAGUAGUGGGAUGGGUAGCAGCCUUCUUCCUCUUCCUGAGCCAAGACAGACAUGUAUCGCAUGCGCAACGCCCUCAUGAUCCGCACGCCACAAGUACGGUGGGGAAUGGGAAGAAAGUGGAGCUCGAGCAGGUGUUGACGGGACAGUGGGCGGCGAGACAACAUGCUAUUCAGUGGAUUGCUGGACCGGAUGGGGAGGAUGGAUUAUUGCUUGAACGUGGUGGAGCGGAGGGGAGGGACUAUCUAGUUGUGGAGGACGUGCGGUAUAGAGGCGAAACCAUCGACAUCCAAAAGGAGCAUAGUAAGACUUUGAUGAAGAGCGGGACGUUCACGGUAGGCAGUGAGGAAGUGAGGACGAAUGAAGUGUGGGUGAGCUCAGAUCAUAAGAAAGUGCUGGUGCAGAGCGAUUACGCUAGUCAGUGGCGGCAUAGCAAUACGGGACGAUAUUGGAUCUUUGAUAUCGAAUCGCAGACUGGACAGCCUCUAGAUCCUGGCAAUUUGCAUGGACGCGUUCAGACAGCUUCGUGGAGUCCGGCUGCUGAUGCCGUGGUGUUCACGCGGGACAACAAUAUGUUUAUUCGGCAUCUUGACUCCGACGUCGUUACCAACAUCACCAACGACGGCGGCACAGAGAUCUUUUACGGUGUCCCUGACUGGGUUUAUGAAGAAGAGGUCCUAGCUGAUGGCUCUGCGACAUGGUGGUCAGGCGAUGGGAAAUUCGUUGCUUUCUUCCGAACAGACGAGAGCAAAGUGCCCAGCUUCCCGGUGCAGUACUUCUUCAGCAGACCUUCGGGUACGAAGCCCAGUGAGGGUGAAGAGAACUAUCCUGAGACCAGAGAGAUCAAGUAUCCGAAAGCUGGGGCGCCAAUGAGUGUGGUGAUCCUGCAGUUCUAUGAUGUUGCUAAGGGGGAGGUGUUCGAAGUACCCAUCGGAGGCGAUUUUCGGGAUGACGAUAGGUUGAUCACGGAGGUUGUGUGGGCCGGUAGUAGUGGGAAAGUGAUCGUGCGGUCCACGAACCGUGAGAGCGACAUCUUGAAGACGAUCAUUAUCGAUGCGAGGAAGCGUACGGGGAAGACUGUAAGAGAGAGGGACGUGCAGAAAUUGGAUGGAGGCUGGUUUGAGGUUUCUGAAACGACUACUUAUGUUCCGGCCAAUCCGGCAGAGGGGAGAGAGCAUGAUGGGUAUAUUGAUACCGUAAUCCACAACGGCAACGACCAUCUGGCAUAUUUCUCACCACUGGAGAGUCCGGACAUGCAUAUGCUUACGGAAGGCGACUGGGAGGUUGUGAAGGCCCCAUCAGCUCUGGACUUUGAUGGAAAUAUGGUCUACUUUGUCGCCACGAAAGAUGGGGAUACCCAGAGGCAUGUCUACAGCCUUAAUCUGCGCGAUGGGAAGGGUAGUAUCAAAGCUGUGACCGAUACAUCGCAGAUUGGAUAUUAUGAGCCUUCCUUCUCUCCGGCAGGAAAGUUCAUGUUACUUUCGUAUCAAGGCCCGCAUAUACCAUGGCAGAAAGUCGUCUCCACACCUACCUUGCUCACCGAGCCACCACUUGAGAUCACUAUCGAGACGAAUGCACAACUCGAGGCACUGGCAAAGAAGACGGAGCUACCGAUUGAAGUCUACUCGACGAUCAAAUACAACGGCUUCGAACUCAACGUCGUUGAACGUCGACCUCCUCACUUUGACGAAAGGAAGAAGUAUCCCGUCCUCUUCUUCCUGUACAACGGCCCAGGAUUUCAGCAGGUGGAUAGAAAGUUCAGCGUGGACUUCCAAUCCUUCGUCGCUAGUAGUCUCGGCUACAUCGUCAUUACAGUCGACGGCCUAGGCACGGGUUUGAAGGGACGAGCGCACCGCUGUAUCGUCCGCGGCAAUAUUGGUUAUCAUGAAGGUAUGAGCCAGAUCGCUGUCGCCAAGGAGUGGCAGAAUAAGAAGUACGUGCUCGAGGAUAAGAUGGCCAUAUGGGGCUGGAGCUACGGCGGGUUUAUGACCCUCAAGACGCUUGAGCUGGAUGCUGGGGAGACGUUUCGCUAUGGCAUGGCGGUGGCGCCUGUCACGGAUUGGGCGUACUAUGAUUCGAUUUAUACGGAACGGUACAUGCACACGCCGCAACACAACCCCUCCGGCUACGCUAACGCCACGAUCUCAAACAUGACCGCCCUUUCUCAUAACGUCCGCUUCCUAGUCAUGCAUGGCUACAGCGAUGACAACGUGCACUUCCAGAACACGCUCAGUCUGCUGGAUAAGCUGGACCUGGCGAAUGUGAGGAAUUACGAUGUCCAUGUGUUCCCGGACUCGGAUCAUAGUAUUUACUUUCAUAAUGGGAAUCGGGUGGUUUAUGAGAAGUUGAGGGAUUGGUUGAUUAAUGCUUUUAAUGGGGAGUGGUUGAGGACGGAGGAUCCGAAGCCGAUUAGUAUGGAUGAGCUGUGA
This is a messenger RNA of Recurvomyces mirabilis, 2709 nucleotides long. RefSeq lists its product as uncharacterized. Gene Ontology annotation, biological process: proteolysis. Gene Ontology annotation, cellular component: plasma membrane. Bases 1 to 2709 code for a protein of 902 amino acids. NCBI's taxonomy places the organism in Eukaryota, Fungi, Ascomycota, Dothideomycetes, Mycosphaerellales, Teratosphaeriaceae. The transcript has a single exon. The record is from RefSeq and is a predicted model, not a curated record. Gene Ontology annotation, molecular function: serine-type peptidase activity; dipeptidyl-peptidase activity.